AUGGCCAGCAAAACCAAACCUUCUCAUGAAGAGACCCUUGCAAAAUUGCAGGAUUUCAUCAAUGCUGUUCGUCGACCACCUCCGCCUGAACAAGGUGACGGCCAAUAUGAUAUGCCUCUGACUAGUUCAACGGUCGGUACUGGUAUCAUAGAGGAUAUCAAAAAAUUAGGAUUGAAGGAAUCU
Racocetra persica is the source of this 183-nucleotide messenger RNA. The record is from the annotation of a GenBank genome assembly. NCBI's taxonomy places the organism in Eukaryota, Fungi, Glomeromycota, Glomeromycetes, Diversisporales, Gigasporaceae.